ACGAGGCAAACAGUCUCUCCUCCUCUGCACUAUACGCAGACAAACACUCUUCACACACACUGCUACAGAAACAAGAGCAGAAAGACCUGGACUUCUUUGGCUGGAUAUUUUCUUACAUACGCUUGAAAGGUCUACUGAGGAAUCAUGGGACUGCUGAAAGUCUCUGUUAUCUUUCUUCUUUCACUCGUCACGAUGACUUUAGCACAGCCGCCUGGAUGCAAGAUCCGCAUCACUGACAGAGGACUGGAGAUGUUGAAAGCCGAGACAAGGAAUUUCGUGGAAGGAGAGUUGAGUAACAUCACCAUGCCAGAAAUGCGCGGUUCCGAGGGCCGCUUCCAAUACACCAUUAAAGAUGUGAAGGUCACGGAGCUGAACCUGACGUCUGACCUGCGCUUCCAGCCAGAGGUCGGGCUGCUGUUCGAGGUGCAGAACUCCUCCAUCACCCUCAACUUCCAGAGACGCAUCCUUUACUGGCUCUUUUAUGAUGAGGGAGCCAUCAACGCCUCAGCUGAAGGUGUCAACAUCUUCACAGUCCUCCAUCUGAGCAAAGACGAGGAGGGCCGUCUCAAGAUCUCCAACAUCACCUGUGAUGCGUCCAUCGCCAAGAUGAGGGCCAAAUUUAGCGGGACCCUUGGGAGGGUUUAUGACUUUAUCGGAACGUUCCUGACUACAGGAAUGCGCUUCAUCCUAAAUAAACAGAUUUGUCCUGCCUUGAAUCAUGCUGCACUAGUUUUGGUCAACCAGCUGCUGGAAACAAUCCCAGUGCGCACGGAGGUGGACAAUUACGUGGGCAUCGACUACUCUCUGCUGAGUGACCCUGUGGUGACAGAAUCAAGCCUUGAUAUGGAUUUUAGGGGCAUGUUUUACUCCCUUAAGAAUGAGAAUGACACCCUGGUGAACUACGCUGUGAAUCCCGUAGUGAGAGAGUAUAAUCGUAUGGUCUAUCUCUCUCUCUCCGAGUACUUCUUCGACAGCGGCCUCUUCUCUUACUUCAAAGGUGGCCUGUUCCAAACACGGAUCGCAAACGAACGAAUGCCAAAGGACUUAGAAUUGCUCCUCAGGACCACCUACUUGGGGACAAUGAUGAUGCUGAACCCGGCGCUGAUGGAUCAGCCUCUGUCACUGGAGAUCGAGGUCACCUCUCCUCCUCGGUCCACGAUCAAGACCUCUGGUGCCAAUGUGGCCGUCACCUCGAUGGUUAAAGUGUUGGUUCUCCCGGCAGGAAAACCACCAGUACAGCUCAGCAUCAUGACCAUGGAAGGUAAAUUCAAUGCCAAAGUGUCAAUGAAGGACAAGCGCUUGACUAUCCAUUUAGAUCUGAGAAGGUUUAAAAUAUACUCCAAUCAGUCUGCUCUGGAGUCUCUAGCUCUUAUUCCACUGCAAGGUCCCCUGAAGACGAUGCUGCAGAUAUCUGUGGUGCCUCUUAUUAACAAUUACAUUAAGCGAGGUGUGCAGAUCCCUCUUCCUGACGGGUUAGACUUCAUUGAAGAAGUGGUCGAGUAUCACAAUGGCUACAUCAUCGUGGGAGCAAACCUACACUUCAGAACAAGUCUGCGAGAACUAAUCGAGAACAAGCUGUCGGCUCACACAAACAACACAGUUUAAGACGAGAGAAGAGCUCUUCUAACAUUAAUGCAUUCAUGCACAGAUAUUAAAUUAUGGAGCAAUAAAUGGAGGUUUUAAAAGAAGAGCACUAACCUCCAAGCCGAAGCAUGAUGUUUGUUAACUGUACAGAACAUUUGAUCCUCAAGACCUGCUAUAAUUAGUCAACAUGAACUUGAAAUUAACCUUAUUUACUCUCUGAAUACAUAUUCCUGGUGUUAUUGUGUAUAAUUUGUCAAUGCACAUCACUCCUAAGAGAAAGUCUGACUUUAUUUUCAGCUGACAUGAUGCAAGGCAA
This is a messenger RNA of Rhinichthys klamathensis goyatoka, 1900 nucleotides long. It is a transcript of the gene pltp, whose product is annotated as phospholipid transfer protein. The transcript has 16 exons. NCBI's taxonomy places the organism in Eukaryota, Metazoa, Chordata, Actinopteri, Cypriniformes, Leuciscidae. The record is from RefSeq and is a predicted model, not a curated record. The coding region runs from base 145 to 1605 and encodes 486 amino acids. Gene Ontology annotation, molecular function: phosphatidic acid transfer activity; ceramide transfer activity; phosphatidylethanolamine binding. Gene Ontology annotation, biological process: phospholipid transport; high-density lipoprotein particle remodeling; ceramide transport.